This is a messenger RNA of Colletotrichum scovillei, 1798 nucleotides long. RefSeq names its product arginase. The transcript is spliced from 3 exons. NCBI's taxonomy places the organism in Eukaryota, Fungi, Ascomycota, Sordariomycetes, Glomerellales, Glomerellaceae. Gene Ontology annotation, cellular component: cytoplasm; nucleus; cytosol. The coding region runs from base 537 to 1523 and encodes 328 amino acids. Gene Ontology annotation, molecular function: manganese ion binding; arginase activity. The record is from RefSeq and is a predicted model, not a curated record.
GUGCGAGGUGUCUUACAUUCCUCACCUUUCCAUUGUGUCCGGUAGCGUCUUCUACACAGCUACACAGCAGAAAUCUUCCGUCUUUUCCACAAUCCACCCCGUCCUCGUCCGAGUUCCCCCCUUGGCCAGGAAUGCGCGCGAAUGCUUCCUUUCCCAUCAGCCCUAGGCGCGCUAGCCAUCCCAUGACCGAGGCGGCCAUGUUCAUGGAUGAUGGCUGUACGGAGCAAGGUACUUCGUGGCCCGGAGCCCUUGGUGUCGCCGGUGACGGAAAGGCUUUAAACAUACCUUGAUUGCCCGUCUUCUGCUGAUUCAAGACUCUCUACAUAUAAUACUUCCCAGCUUCUACCCUCCUCUCAAACUCUCCUCCUUCUCUUCCUCGUCUUCUUCUUCUUCACUCCAAUCUCUUACCUUGAUCACCCGCCCAUAUCUUGUCACUGAACCAAGGUCAGCGCCACCAUCGUCAACUCUCACCUACCACCACAUUCCCCCCCCACCACCCGCAAUCACAAAGUUCGCACUCGCGGCGCAUCGCAAUCAUGGUUCAGAACACAUCAAUGGUCACGUCCAAGUUCCUCAGCAACCCCGAGGACCUCGGCGUUGUUGCUGUUGGCUUCUCUGGCGGACAGUGCAAGAAAGGCGUCGACGCCGCCCCCAAGGCCCUCAUCGAGUCCGGCCUGCUCACACAGCUCCGCGACGAGCUGGGCUACAAGCUCCACGGCGACGAUGAGGUGCACCUCUACACCGACCUCGUACCCGCAGACGAUCCUCCCUUCCGCAACAUGAAGAACCCCAAAGCCGUGUCCUCCGUGACGGAGCGCAUCGCCGACCAGGUCUACCAGCAGUCGCGCCUCGGUCGCCUGACCCUGACCCUCGGCGGUGACCACAGCAUUGCCAUUGGCACCAUUGCCGGCUCCGCAAAGGCCACCCGCGAGAGACUCGGCCGCGAGAUUGCCGUCAUCUGGGUCGAUGCGCAUGCCGACAUCAACACCCCCGAGACGAGCGAUAGCGGCAACGUCCACGGCAUGCCCGUAGCUUUUGUCACAGGCUUGGCCAAGGAGUCUAGACCCGAGUACUUUGGCUGGCUCAAGGACGAGCACAUGUUGAGCGUCAAGAAGCUGGUGUACAUUGGUUUGCGCGACGUGGAUGCCGGCGAGAAGAGGAUUCUGCGCGAGAAUGGCAUCAAGGCGUUUAGCAUGUUUGACAUUGAUAGAUAUGGCAUCGGACGCGUCAUGGAGAUGGCGCUGGCGCACAUUGGCAACGAUACCCCCAUUCACUUGUCAUUUGACGUUGACGCUCUGGACCCCAUGUGGGCGCCAUCAACGGGCACCCCGGUCCGCGGCGGUCUUACGUUGAGAGAAGGUGACUACAUCUGCGAGUGUGUGCACGAGACUGGCAGCCUUGUUGCGCUGGACCUGGUCGAGGUGAACCCGUCACUCGCGGCCGAGCAGGAGGGCGCGGCGUCUGAGACGGUAAGGGCCGGCUGCUCGCUUGUGCGCUGCGCUCUGGGAGAGUCAUUGCUCUAAGCUGCUAGCUGGAGCGUGCGUGGGACAGAAGGGGAAUGAUACGGUCAUGAAGGGAUUCUCGACUUCUGGCAGAACCAGGGCUGCUGAUGGAGAACGGCACGGGCUGCCUAUCUAUGGUUGUGGGAACACAGGGACGAUUAAACGGAACACGGAGGCAAAGUGAAUUUGGCGCAUAGCGCAAUAGAAGACAGAACAAGUGAGGUAGCCAGGGAAACUGGUACGGAGUCAGACACGGGGUUGAGGUAGAUAUAUACCAACGAAUAGAUUUAUGAGCC